AUGACCUUCUCAGACGAAGAUGUGGAGAUGUGGGCCGCAGAGUUCAGCGGACUCGCUUAUGCGCUCGCGAUGGUGAGGGCCUUGCCCACAUUUGCAAACGUGCUGAAUGAGCCCGUACACAUUCCGUCAUACGCGGCCCCCGUUGUGCUCUCGUUGUCUGCCCUUUUGGUGAGGAGCUAUGAGAAGCUAAGGGGCUCUACACCGCUGACACCAUUAUCCGCCGCAUGGUUACUUAUUGCUAUGCAGUAUGGCAGCGUGGAACUGAAUUCUCGGCCACGCUCAAGGAUGUCAUGGCUCAGAUGUUUUCUUCCCUUUUCCCGAAGGGCGGCUAAAGUUCCUCUGAAGGAGGACGCAACUGCCUCUAUUGAGUCAGUAUCAAUUGGACUUGGUGUCAAAGGGCCCUGUGUUGCCCUCGAGCCUAUUCCUGCAGGAGCGCGGGUGUGGUUGCAUAUGGGAAGUUCGUUUGACGCCGCCGUGUCUGUGGAAGGCGACUUGAAAAGUGAGUGGGAGAGUUAUUGUUGUAUUGAGGAGGACACAUGGCUUACUUGUCUACAGGAAGGGGUAUGA
Molecule: messenger RNA, 567 nt
Organism: Trypanosoma conorhini
Lineage: Eukaryota; Euglenozoa; Kinetoplastea; Trypanosomatida; Trypanosomatidae
Exons: 1
Coding region: 1-567 (188 amino acids)
Source: RefSeq, a predicted model, not a curated record